ACUUUGUGUCAACACAUGUGCGUCCUCCGCAGCCAUGCGUUUUUAGGGAAGAAAACUUUUAUUUGUUGUAGUUUGCGGGUAUUUUAAAACGCAAAAAUGCCAAAAGACAUUUCAUCUUCAUCGAGCGAAGAUGAGGCGGACAGUCCUGCGACGGGAUCAGCGGCAAAGCAGAGAGAAGCCGUGUCGAAGACCACCAGGUACCAGUGUCCCGCCGACUUUGUGUCUUUCAGCCACGUGCCGUGCAGCAGCACUCUGACCGACAGCCUGAAGAGCAGCAACAACGAGCUGUGGCUCAUUAAGGCUCCUGCCUCCUUUAACCCGGAGUGUUUCAGUGGCAUCAAGGUGCCUCUCUCAGGCCUCCAGACCCUGAAGGUUCCCGCCGCCGCGGGUGGAGCGAAGACGGCGAGUGGGCAGCAGAUCUACAGCGUGCUGGCGUCCAACCAGGGCACCGCGGAGCUCCACCUGCUCACCAGCGAUAAGCGCUCGUCGGACUGCAUGGUGUUCGGUCCCACGUUUGCCGGCCUGCUGAACGUGUGCGAGAGCUUCGGGGACAGCAGCAGAAACCAAAUCCCUCAGGUCAUCCCCGCCGCUCCGGCUCCCUCCAUCCCGCCAGGGCUCAAGCAGCGAUUCCACCCGUUUGGCAGCAAAACCCCGACGCUGACCGCAGAGGACGAGGCGGACGGAGCUGCCUUCGGGCCCUCGUCCUCAACGCUGAAAAGAUCCGUAGAAGAAGCAGGUCAGGAGGAAGAGGAGGAGGAGGAGGAAGGGAGGAAAAAGAAGAAGAAGAAAAAGAAAGACAAGCGGAUGAAGCUGGAGGAGGAAGCGGUGAAAGUGAAAGAGGAACCUGCGGCUGAAAUUCAGGAACAAGCCGUCCAGGAGGAGAAGAGGAAGAAGAAGAAGAAAAAGAAGGACAGGGAGCGACAGGAGGAGGAGGAGGAGGAGCCCGGCGUGGAGGUGAAGGUGGAGGAAGAGGUGACUGUGAAAUGUGAACCGAUGGACGCUUCGUACGGCGACGCAGAGGAAAGUUCAGGAAAGAAGAAGAAAAAGAAGAAGAAAAGCAAAUCUGGCGACGACUAGUCUGAUGUCACUCCUCUGCCUGAUGCUUGGUUCUAUUUUCUGUUUAUUUCUGACCUCAUGAGUCUGCGUGGGAGACGGUUUACAACUAAUUUACUCCAGCUCAUUGAUGGAUUGCAUAAUGCAAGACUUUGGCAGGACGUCGUGUUCAGCGAAAAAAAAAAGAACACAUCAUGAAUCAAUUGAACAGUGAGAUGAAUUAUAACGUGGAUUCAUUCCAGCAUCCUUAAGGCCAAUGUUCCUUUAAUUUUGAGCUCAGAAAGUGAUAGUUUUCCACACAAAGAAUGCGUGCAGCCGCAGGCAGCAGUGACUACACCAGGAACAGGAGCAUCCAUAGGCGCUGAGCUUCUGCGUUUUCUUCUGCCAGUGUCUGUCAAGUUGUGGAGGAUUUUUAUAGGAUUAUUCUCUCCACUCUGGUGCUGCGUUUAUUUACACGACCGGCAUCGGUGGUUUGGCAGCAGGUUCAGAAAAAAACAGAGUCGAUGUAUAAAAGACAGAAUAACGAGCCGGUGUCACGUAAGAUUUAUCGAACGGUCCGAAUUCGGAGGUCGUGCUCGUGUGCAGGAGAACACAUGGUACGAAAUAAACUCUGAAAGUGAUUAAAGGAGGAGAAAUGAAAAUGAAAAAAACCUGUUUGUCCUGCCGUUGGCCCUUCGCAAAAGUGUACAGCAACAUUUUCCUCUCAUGCCCUGUCAGGAGCGCUGAUUUCAUCCAGAAGGAAUGAAACUUGAAUUUGUGUCGUAACUCCGACCGCGGCUUUUAAAUCGUGGAACAACAAGAAAGUUCCCGAUUUGCGGAGCAGCUCUCUGAGGACGUCGGGCGCGAGUGUCCGAUAAACUCUUCUGUGCACGAUUGUUUUGUGAAUGAAGAGCGUGUUAUAUCUGAAACAGUAAUAAAAUUGUUCAUUUGGUACAAA
Molecule: messenger RNA, 1990 nt
Organism: Stegastes partitus (bicolor damselfish)
Lineage: Eukaryota; Metazoa; Chordata; Actinopteri; Pomacentridae
Gene: polr1g
Product: RNA polymerase I subunit G
Exons: 3
Coding region: 97-1077 (326 amino acids)
Biological process (GO): transcription by RNA polymerase I
Cellular component (GO): RNA polymerase I complex
Molecular function (GO): RNA binding
Source: RefSeq, a predicted model, not a curated record